Messenger RNA from Electrophorus electricus (electric eel), 5789 nucleotides. It is a transcript of the gene zbtb38, whose product is annotated as zinc finger and BTB domain containing 38. NCBI's taxonomy places the organism in Eukaryota, Metazoa, Chordata, Actinopteri, Gymnotiformes, Gymnotidae. Gene Ontology annotation, molecular function: RNA polymerase II cis-regulatory region sequence-specific DNA binding; DNA-binding transcription factor activity, RNA polymerase II-specific; protein binding. The record is from RefSeq and is a predicted model, not a curated record. Gene Ontology annotation, biological process: regulation of transcription by RNA polymerase II.
UUUAACAUAUGUAGAUAAGUACUGAACAAUUGGUUGAAAAAUAUAAUCAAGAGACUGGGAUACACACACACACACGUGUGUGUGUGUGUGUGUGUGUGUGUGUGUGUGUGUGUGUGUGUGUGUUUGUAUGUAUUUAUAUUGCUGCAGUGCUGUUCUAUCAGUCUAAUUGGGAUUUUGGGAUUCUGAUUACAACCUCUCUAUAUGCUGUCUUUUCUCUUUUGUCAUAUUUUUCCUCUUCACUGUAACUUCCUCCCUCUCCCUCUCUCUCUCUCUCUGCAGUGCACUUGUUUCCGGUCUACAUAUACCUCUCAUCUUUUAAUUUUAGCAAAAUCCUUUUAUUAUAUUUCAUUACAUUAACCCUUCUUUCUCAUUCCUCAGUAACAUCCUUCUGUCCAUCUUCCUCUCUUGUUUUUUCCCUCUCUUUCACCCUUUGCUCCUGUUUUUCACAUGAUCUUCCUCCUCUCCCAUUGCUCUGCCUUGCCAUUGCUAUAGUACACUCCCCCUUUUCCUCUUUCAGCCAAGCAGCAGGAGAAACAGGCUCAGAGGAUGUACUCAUGCUCUCUCUCACUGUAUCUCUCUCUCUCUCAUACUCUAUCUCAUUCUGCUUAAUGCAGCUUGGCUGCAUUAAAAUAUGCAUUAAAAUGCCUGCAGUGCUAUCCUAUGUGUGUGAAAAAAAGAAAACAAUAUGUGGGAGAAUGAGACAAAGAGUGUCAUGCAUGUAUACAUGUGUAUGCAAAUGUAGUGUAUGCACUGUUUUUUUCCAUCUUAAAUUUGCAGCAACCCAUCUCACCAUAUUGCUGCACUUCUGGAAAUCCCAAAGCCACUAUGCUCUUGCACUGCUGCUAACACAUAUCCACCUAGUGUGCAGGAGUAUAGCUGCUUUGAAUUUUACCAUCCUUAUCUUCUCCUUUAGUUCCCUGUACCAAAAGUGCUUUUGACAUUAGCUUUGCAGCUGUCUGUGUCUCUUGCUCUUCCUCUUUCAUAGCUGUCUGUCAGCCAUGGUGUCUAAAGUUGCUACUCUGCAGCUGCGUGCCUGUGCUCAGGCGGCUAAGGAGCAGCAGUGCUCACCUAUUUAUAAACCACACAGUGGAGGCAAAAGCUCCAGCAGGCACCACCAGCAGAAGGGAGCUGAGCGGAUGCCACCCUUCCACCACUGGACCAGGAGCCCAGCGGAAAGAGGGUACUGAUAGCAUGGCAUUAUAAGAGAGUGAGAGAGAGAUACAGAAAACGAGAGAAACGAAGAAAGACAGAGAGAGAAAGAGACUUUAAGAUCCUGUGAGAGGAGAACUGAGCAGCAAGCAACGAGUCAUUCUCAAAAAAAAAAUUUCGUCUGCAGUUUGUGAAACCAUUUUUUUCACCCUUAAGUGGAAGAGAGUGUGAUGUGUUGCACUGUCACUCUGCCUCGUCACGCUCUCUGAUGAACAGAAAUAAAGAUGAUGGUGGUCCAGUCCAGCACUCAUGGAAUGACUGAAAACUCCUACCCCAGCACAAUCCUCACUCGGCUGAGUGAACAACGCUUACAAGGCCUGUUCUGCGAUGUCACUAUUGUUGUGGAGGACAUCAAAUUCCGUGCUCACCGGAACAUCCUGGCUGCCACUAGUGGAUAUUUCCACAAUGCUUUCACAGCCUCAGACACUUUCAUGUCUGGCCAAGUGCUGGAGCUUCCAGACCUAAAGUCUGAGGUGUUUGCCAGCAUUCUCAACUUCAUGUAUUCUUCCAGGGUGGAGUCAGCCAACACAGAGAACAACAAGAACUUGGUAGCUGCUGGGAAAAGGUUAGGGAUCCCCUUUCUAGAGAAGCUACUAGAGACACCUCAGGAGUCUGAGGUGUUCCAAAGACUGGCCUGUACUCACUCAGAGAGCUCUUCUAGUCAGCUAAAACUGUCUGGAACUUGUGCACUGAAGAAGGAGACGCAACGGCUUGAGGAACAGGACUGUUCUAAAGGCCCACGAAUAACUAAUGCUUUCUCUAUUACAGAAGUGGCAGCAAUUAGCAACCCGUUUACCCCAAUGAACUUGAGUAACAAUGGUCCCCAAUCACCAGACACAAGUAACCAUCCAUCUGUCUGCACAGCACCAGGCAUGCCCUCAACAGAAAGUGACCCCAACUAUGCCAUGACUGAACCCACACAUGCCCUGUCUGAACACUCAUAUGCCGUGAGCCAAGGCCAUCAAAGUACUGACCUCAAAGAGGGGGUACAAUUAUGUGAUAAAGGCAACAUCAGACCUGUAGUGAUACCAUCUAAGACUCUCACCAUCAAUAGAAUUGGUCCCCUUAAGAAGCGCCACAUCCACCGCAAAGGCACAACCUCCAUAUCUGAUGAAACAAAAGUAUCCAUUCAGAAUCCCGGUAGAAGCCCUGUGGUACAAAAUAUUGUUCCUGACCCUUCAUCUAUUGUGCAGUCUCCAGCUGCAUUGAGUGGUUCUUCCCCAAACUUGUUGGCUCCAGUUGAGGUUACACCCCCACAAGAUGCUGAUCCACCCUCUUUAAUUCCUGAAAACAUAAGCUCUGCUUCAGUUUACCACUGCCAGCAAUGUACUGAGGCCUUCAGCAACUUAGCACUUCUCACUAUCCACAUGCAAAUCCACAACAGAAGAUUUGUCAGUCAUUUGUUUUGCAAGUAUUGCCACAAAAAUUUCAUGCACUUAAAAAGGUUGCACAAUCAUGAACAGGUGUGUAUGAAAGGCCCACCAGAGCUGGAGUUGAAUGGCAAAAAGGAUUCAGUCAGUCUAGACUCAAAUAAUACAUUCAGAAAGGAUGAUACAGUUUUCCCUAUUCCUGAUAGACAGGAACCUCCAGUAAUGGAUCCCACACUCACAUGCCCAUUGGAAACGCCUCUAGAUGGAAUUGCAAAAUCAAACAGUCAACGGGCAUAUAAAUGCAGCAUGUGCAAACGAGCCUAUGUGACUUUGUCUAGCCUAAAAAGACAUGAGAAUGUGCACUCAUGGCAGAGAGCAUAUCCUUGCCAUUACUGCAAUAAGGUUUUUGCUCUAGCAGAAUACCGUACCAAACAUGAGAUCUGGCACACAGGUGAGCGACGCUAUCAAUGCAUCUUCUGUUUGGAGACAUUCAUGACUUAUUACAUUCUCAAGAACCACCAGAAGUCAUUCCAUGGCAUUGACCCACGUCUGGCAGUAAAUAAAAAAUCAGCUAAUGGUGGUUUGAAGGGAAGUGUUUAUCCUAUAAAGCUCUACAGACUUUUACCAAUGAAGUUCAGAAAGAAAAGGUACAAGUCUUAUAGUCAAACUUACUCUGAGGGCAUGAGCAACCAUGAACAGUCCUUCUCUGAUGUACUCGACACCAAUUCCCCAGCUGCUUCACUGGAAGGUACAGAUCCUACAGUGGCAGACAGUGCCAUUAGUGGUCAGUCAUUAUUCUCAAUGCCUGUGACUUUCAUGGCAACCCCUAAAAUGGUGGCUUCUGAAAUGCCUCGUAUUACAUUUGACCAACCAUGUGACCAAAAUAAAGAAUUGGCUUUAACAGCUGACAGGAUUGUGACUUGUCCACAACAGGGAGGCUUGCAUGCCACUAAUAAUGCUAUAAAAAAUAGACUACAGAACUUCGAGGGCACUGGAUCACCUGUUUUCAGUUAUGGGUACCAAUCCUCAGUGACAACACAAGAAAAUGCAGAGUCCUCCAUGGUAAUGCACAAAAAUAACUCAUCUCAUACACAGAACAGCAGCACCACAAAUAGAGAUGUUUUGCCCUUCCUUAACAUACCACCUGUCUGCUCAUUUGAGGGCUUGAGUAAGCUUAGUGAAUUAUCAGCAGCAGCACAAACCAUUGAAGCAAUGGCUAACCAACUGUUCCAGCCACGGCCAGAGAAACUACCACAGAGCCUCAGUCCUGCUGGAAAAACGGAAACAUACAUUGCCAAACCGGCCUGUCCUGGUCCAUCUAUGAACAGUGAAGUCUUGCCCUUGUGCCAGAUAACUGUGAAAAUUGGCAAUGAGGCCAUUAUUCGGCGCAAAAUUAAAGGCUCAAAGCUGUUCCCAAAGAAGAAAAAGAGGAGAAGCUGGAAAAAAGUUGAGGAUCAAAGUAGUCCACUACAGAACAGUAUAGGAUGCCCAAGCUUGCGCUUACGGGCAGAGGUUACAACAUCGGUUACAGAAAACGAGCCAUAUGAUGAUGUGAAUGAUCCUGAAAAUGACAAACUAUGGCGUCCAUAUUAUAAAUAUAAACCUAAAAGGAAAGGCAAAAAAUUAAGAUCAAAACAAAAAAGGAUGAAAUCUGUACAGUUCUAUACAAAGCCCUUGUCACCUGAACCAGAUGGUGAUGACUUCAUACAGUUUGGCCGCAGCUCAGAAGAAAGUAUUCCAGAAGAGAGCUCUGAGUGUAGGCGGCAACUAAGGAGUCACGGCCCAAAGGAGGCAUUCCCAUGCCACAGCUGUAGCAGCUCAUUCUCUACUCCAACCUCCCUCAGCAUGCAUAUUGUCAGCUGCCAUCAGCCUCACUGCAAGAUAUGUGGUAAACAAUGUCCCUUGGAGGAGUGUCCCAGUGCAGAUCUAGCAUUCACAGACAAAAAUGGUGACUUUAUGUGCCAGAGAUGCACAGAGAAUGGCUCCUGCUUCAGCUCGGAUGUGGCAGCCUGCAGUCUGAGCACUGAGAAACGCUACCGUUGUUCCUACUGCCCACAACGGUUUCUGUACCUUGCCACUAAAAAAAGCCAUGAGGCAAAACAUUUAGAAAAACUCAAUACUGGACGGAGCUGUCGCUACAGCCCUAAAGUCUGCAAGUCUGCAGCACUACUGAGCAUGCAUGACAACAAGCACUUCAGCAACACCAUAGGGGUAAGGCAGCUAAAGAACACUGAGAAUAAAGUCACUGCUGAGCCAUAUUCCCCUGUGAAGGACAGUAAAGGACAGAACCAACCUGCCCCAUGGGGAAGUGCAGAGAUCUGUUCACCACGCACUUCAAAAACAGAGGAACCAGUAGAAACAGAAAUGGAAGGGAUUUUUCAUAAAACCACCCACAUGUUCAAGAAAACCUCUUUGUCAUUUUGCUGUGAAGGCAACAGGCCUUUUUCUCCCAUCCUCCCUGAGAUUCAGAGGAAAAAAGCUAAGAAAAAAAACAUUCUGGAACAUUGUAAAGACUUUAGUGUGGAGAGGCACAGACAGGACUCUGUGGGGGCUGAGACAGAACGCCAAAAGGGUCCACUGCCCAACUCUGAAACAAAUUACCCUCUGAACAAUUCCAGGCCCUAUCCAACAUACCUGAGAAGAGUGCCUGUUACCACAGGAGCCUCCCUGCAGUCACCAAAGUCAGAGUGGCAUUUGUGCAAAGAGGAAUCACUUUUUUACACCCACAACUGAUUCUGCAGGAAGGAAAUUCAUUGCCUGUUGAUGUCACAUAGUAAACUGAAAUGAUGUUAAUGAGAAUGACUUACCUUGCAAUAUCAAGUUGCACUUUAGAAAUUGUACAGCAUAAUUGAAAGUGUUAUUGUCACUCAUAAAGCAAUGGUAUAAAUAUAGAGUAUUUUUUUGUUCACACAAAAUAAUGUUUGUAGUUUUUCAUUUUUUCUACGAGACAAAAAAAGUUAUUUUUGUAAGUUUUUAUUUGUCUCUGUGAAUUACAUGGAAGUCAUUGCUCAUUAUGCAUUAGCUUAAAUGGGUUAUUGGCUGCAUGUGCUGAUCACAUUUAAUACUCACUGUAAGAAAGCUGCAUUGCAACUUCCUGCACUGUAUUCAACUCAACUGUUCUAUUUACUGCUUAACAUUCACAACAUUUAAUACAUUUACAGGAAAGUCUUCACAAACAAUUGUACAAUUGAUUAUAUACUUUUCACCAGA